Sphaerulina musiva SO2202 is the source of this 3416-nucleotide messenger RNA. Its product is annotated as Pkinase-domain-containing protein. Gene Ontology annotation, molecular function: ATP binding; protein serine/threonine kinase activity. Bases 462 to 3176 code for a protein of 904 amino acids. The record is from RefSeq and is a predicted model, not a curated record. The transcript is spliced from 2 exons. Lineage: Eukaryota; Fungi; Ascomycota; Dothideomycetes; Mycosphaerellales; Mycosphaerellaceae. Gene Ontology annotation, biological process: intracellular signal transduction; peptidyl-serine phosphorylation.
CUCGACAACCCUCGUGCAGAAACCACCAUCUGUACCUCCACCUCCUAUCGAACGACGACGUCUUGACUCUGCACACGGGACACUUGACCUGGGUCGACUACACGCUUGGGACCCCCCGGCGGCUGUCACAAAGCUUGGGCAUAGAGUCUCGAAUCGUCCAAACGGCGCCUACCUCACCAUACAUGCCAAUCGAGACAUCCUCCGAUCCCAUUCCAUAUCAUCCCCAUACCACGCGAGACCAGAACACACGCUCCCUGUGCGCACUGGACAAACAUUUGGCGCAACUGACCACAGACCCGCAAGCCGCCCACGCGUCUCCACGCCUACGCUCGCUUCGUUCCUCCCGCGCCAGAGUACCUACCGACUAGUGUGUAUUCGACGGCACAUGUGAUGCCGAACCAGUACUACGCCGCCAUUGAAUCGAACACCGCUAGGCAGGCGCUGCCUCCGCCCUCCGCAUCAUGAGUGGCGGCGACCUCUCCCUCUCGCAGUCGCUAGGCGGCCUGCGCAUCGCCAACCCCGACAACGACGUGGGCUCGCCCACAUCCUCAUCACCACCACCGCCCUCCACGCCGAGCUCUCGACCGCCGCCUCCGCCUUCAUCACAGUUAUCGGAGCCCAUCGUGGCCGCGGCGAACCGACCGCAGUUGCUGUCGCUCGCUGGCAGCCGGGUGGACUACGACGUGGGAUCUGAUGCUGGCCUCGACUUCAAUCCCAGCGACUACGUGAUGCAGAACUUAGAUGCCCCUCCGCAGCCUGAGCCGCCGAGGCGCUCACCUUCUGUGCAGCAGAGCCAGUUCUCGGACUCCCGAUUGAGGCAUCGAUCCAGUAUGCAUUUGCAACACCAGGCGCAACAGCAGGCGCAGUUUCCAUCCAACAAUCCACAGCUCCGAAAUCCCAGCGUGCAAACUAUAUCGCAGCAGCAGCAGCAGCAGCGGAUGAGCGGAAUGUACAGUCAGGGGAAUAAUUCACAGAGUUCCGGCAUAUCACAUCAGAGUGGCUACAGAUACAACGACGAAAUGGCAGCAUCCUCAGACGGCAGCAUGGGCGGGUUGAUGAGAAGCGCAUCACGGUCUGCGAGAUCGGCACUGGCAGUUGGCAUACCUACGAGAGAAGCUAGCAGGUCUUAUAGGCAUCCAGGACCGCCGAUGAAUGGAGGUGGCAACGGUCCUCUGCCACCGCGAAGGAAUUCAAGAAGGGGCAGAGCUCCGACAGGAGGCUCAGCGUCCACUGCUGGCUACGAAAGCCAAGACCAGCCUUAUUCGGGCGCUGCACCAAUGCCAAGGUCCAGGGACGAAUGGGAUGAGCGAGGUGCUGCAAUGGGGACGCGAAAGGAGACGGAUGCAUCUGGCUCUCAGACGUCGAGAAUGGUGAAGAAGGGGGUGAAGGAUUUCAACUUUGGACGUACGCUAGGAGAGGGCUCCUAUUCGACGGUGUUGGCCGCCACCGACCGGCAAAAUCUGAAGGAGUAUGCGAUCAAGGUUCUAGACAAAAGGCAUAUCAUCAAGGAGAAGAAGGUCAAAUAUGUGAACAUUGAGCGGGACACUCUCAACCGACUGACGGAGCACCCGGGCAUUGUGCGACUGUACUACACGUUCCAGGAUGAAAGAUCGCUCUACUUUGUGCUCGACCUGGCGUCACAAGGCGAGCUGUUGGGCGUGCUCAAGAAGCUGGGCUCGUUUGACCUGGAGUGCACCAAAUUCUAUGGUGCCGAAAUCCUGGAUAGUAUAGCUUACAUGCACAGCCGGGGCGUGAUUCAUCGCGAUCUGAAGCCGGAGAAUGUCCUGCUGGACCGUGAGAUGCAUGUCAAGAUUACAGACUUUGGCACCGCAAAGAUUCUGCCAGACCCGGCAGGCAACGGUUCCAACGCACCCGGAAGAUCAAGUGGCAAUCCUACCGAUGGCGCCGAAACCGACCGAGCUGUGUCCUUUGUUGGCACUGCAGAGUAUGUCAGUCCCGAGCUCUUACGGGACAAGAAUGCAUGCAAAGCUUCCGACCUCUGGGCAUUCGGAUGUAUCAUCUAUCAGCUCCUCGCCGGGAGGCCACCCUUCAAGGCUGCCAAUGAGUACCUCACGUUCCAGAAGAUCCUUGCGCUGGACUACACCUUUCCUGAUGGUUUUCCCGAGGUGGCGAGGGAUUUGGUCGAGCGACUACUCGUGCUCGAGCCAGAGCGACGACUGCCGGUCGAGCAUAUCAAGAAUCACAGGUUCUUUGAUGGUGUGCAAUGGGGCAAGACUCUGUGGCGGCAAAAGGCUCCGCGACUGAGGGCAUACAUGCCGCCUCCCGCAGAGCCGAUCAAGCUCAACGGGGGCAGUGUCAGGAUUGGAAAUGGCGGCGCAAUGGCGAGCUCCGCGGCAGCAGUAGCACUGUCGUCGCAGUCGCAGCCCGCCACGACACAACAAGCACCACCCCGGCGACCCCAGUUGCAGAAUGUGACCGAGCUGCCUCCGCCCAGUCAACUAGAUAUCGACUGGUCACCGGUGCUCACACACAACAACGAAAGGAUCUUGAAACUGGGCAACUUGGUGGUGACGACAGCGCCUCAGUCGAACAGCCCGACUGGCAAGAAUGGCGAUCCGCAGACACCAUCCGAGAAACCCAAGUUUUCGCGAUUCUUUAGCAGUAAUACGACCAAGAAACGGGAACGACUGGUUCUCAUCACGUCCUGUGCGAGGCUCGUGGUCGCUGCAGCGGGCGGAAAUGAGAAGAAGGCGAAGAUGGAGAUCAAUCUUGCCGCGAGUGGAUCGACAUGCAAGACGUGUGUCGACUCGAAGGGCUUGACGUACUGGUCGAUUGACACGCGUGACAAGCACUAUACCUUUGAGGAUCCUCGCGCAACGACUUCGGAUCCUGCGGGCAGUAAAUUCUCCACGCAAGAGUGGAUGGAUUGCGUGGAACAAGCACGAGAGCUUGCCAUUGCAGCGUCCAUGACCAAUUCGUAUUCGGGCGAUUCGAUGCUGAAUGACCUGAAUGCACAAUCCGCCCUGAGCUCGCCCUCGGAUUCGGUGGGUGACGAUGCGGUCAUGCCCAUGAGCGGACCGAGCGCGAGUGAGCGACAUGGGCAUGCACUGCGCCACACAUUACGCAGGAAUACGGAUGAGGACGAGCGCAGUUUGAAAGGAAGAAAGCGAUUCAGCAAAAGACACAGCAAAAGUGGGCUUGCUGCCGUGUUUUAGUAAUGAUGCUGCAGCCGGAACGCCAUGAGGCGCACGUGUGUUUUCCCACCCCUCCCCUAUUCCGCUACACAGCGCACGCAGCAUAGGUAUUCCUCACAUGAUUUCUGAUGCAAAGAAAGUGGUGGUUAGGUAGUUAUUGACCACUACCUCAGGUGCUUUUUGUCCCCCAAGAGCGCCACUGUGCACAAUAAUAAAUACCAUGGGGUGCAUCCUGAUACUCACUCUCUUCAUAAUCAUGAC